Messenger RNA from Larimichthys crocea (large yellow croaker), 2960 nucleotides. RefSeq lists its product as uncharacterized. The coding region runs from base 75 to 2951 and encodes 958 amino acids. The record is from RefSeq and is a predicted model, not a curated record. NCBI's taxonomy places the organism in Eukaryota, Metazoa, Chordata, Actinopteri, Sciaenidae. The transcript has a single exon.
AGAAGUUUGACGAGGAUGUGGACAAGGUGCUGGAAGCAACAGCCAAAGGAGAUGUUGAGAGGAGGCUUCACACUAUGACGACCAUCAUAAUGAGUAUGGCUGCUGAGAGGUUUGGUGUUGAGGAGGAAAGGGUGGCGAAGCAGCCCUACUUCAAGAAUCAGAGGGCAGUUAAAAUCCACAACAUCAGGACAGAACUGAAAGCCUUGAAGAAACGGCACAAGGCAGCACGGGAAGAUGAGCGUGCACCUCUGGUAGAGCUCCAUCUCAUGCUCAGGAAGAGGCUCCUAAUCCUGUGCAGAGCAGAACAACACAGGAGACGGCGGAGGGAGAGGGCUAGGAAGCGGGCCACUUUCAUCAACAACCCUUUCGGCUUCAUGAAGGAGCUCCUUGGACAGAAACGAAGUGGACGCCAACACCUCCACGACACCUUCAGCGACCCCACCCGAGACCAAGAGCUAGGACAGUGCAAGGCUGUAAUAAGACCGCCAGAGCCUGCUGAGGCCUUCGAUCUGAGGGAGCCACUGCUGAAAGAAAUUCAGGAGGUGGUGCGGAGAGCAAGGUCCAGGUCAGCACCAGGACCAAGCGGAACGUCCUACAAGGUCUAUAAGCACUGUCCCAAGUUGCUGCACCGGCUUUGGAAGAUCUUGAGGCUCAUCUGGAGAAGAGGGAGAACAGCACAGCAGUGGCGGUUUGCAGAGGGAGUGUGGAUUCCUAAAGAGGAGGACUCCAAGACGAUCAGCCAGUUUAGAAUAAUCUCGCUGCUCAGUGUCGAAGGAAAGAUUUUCUUCAGUAUUGUAGCUAAGCGACUGACUGAGUUCUUCCUCAAGAAUGGAUAUAUCGACACCUCCGUGCAAAAGGGUGGCAUCUCUGGCGUACCAGGAUGCUUAGAGCACACUGGCGUGGUCACUCAGCUCCUCAGGGAGGCAAGGGAGAACAAAGGCGAUCUGGUGGUGUUGUGGUUAGAUCUGGCCAAUGCCUACGGCUCAAUGCCCCACAAGUUAGUCCUUGAAACACUGGAGAGGCACCAUGUUCCAGCUGCAGUAAGAGAGCUCAUCCUGGAUUACUACGGUGAUUUCAGCCUGAGGGUCUCAGCAGGAUCAAUAACAUCUAAGUGGCACAGACUGGAGGUGGGAAUCAUCACAGGCUGCACCAUCUCAGUGGUCCUGUUCGCUCUAGCGAUGAACAUGUUGGUGAAAUCAGCAGAACCAGAGUGCAGAGGCCCCAAGUCCAAAUCUGGGAUCCGCCAACCGCCUAUCCGUGCCUUCAUGGAUGACCUGACAGUGACCACCGAGUCAGUGCCUGGAGGCAGAUGGAUCUUGACGGGGCUGGAGAGGCUAAUGGGAUGGGCCAGAAUGUCAUUCAAGCCAACGAAGUCAAGAUCCUUGGUCUUGAAGAAGGGCAGAGUAGCAGACAAGUUCCGCUUCUCUAUCUCAGGAACACCAAUCCCCUCCAUCUCUGAGAAGCCGAUAAAGAGCUUGGGAAAGUUCUUCGACAGCAGCCUUAAGGAUUCAGCCUCCAUCAAGAACACCUGUGAGGAGCUGGAGGGAUGGCUGAAGGUUGUGGACAAGACAGGCCUCCCGGGGAAAUUCAAAGCAUGGAUUUACCAACACGGGAUUCUGCCAAGGAUACUGUGGCCAUUGCUCCUCUAUGAGUUUCCGAUCACUACCAUCUCAGAUCUGGAAAGGAGAGUCAGUCGCUACUUGAGGAGAUGGUUAGGACUGCCGAGGAGCUUGAGCAACAUCGCCCUCUAUGGAAACACCUGCAAACUGACACUUCCCUUGAAAUCCAUUGAGGAGGAGUUCAAGGUCUUGCGUGCAAGGGAGGUGCUGCAAUUCCGUGAGUCAGCGGAUCCAAAAGUAUCUGGGGCAGGAGUAGCAGUCAGGACUGGCAGGAAAUGGAGAGCAGAGGCUGCAGUGGAGCAGGCAGAGUCCCGGCUACGGCACAGAGUUCUGGUGGGAACAGUGGCCAGAGGAAGGAUGGGUCUAGGAACCGUAGCAUCCCCCCGUUUUGACAAGGUUCGGGGAAAAGAGCGGAGGCAACUAGUCCAGAAUGAGGUGAGAGCAGUGGUCGAGGAGGAGAGAUCCAGCAGAGCAGUGGGAAUGAGACAGCAAGGCGCCUGGACGAGAUGGGAGCAAGUUGCGGAGAGGAAGAUCUCGUGGACUGACCUUUGGCAGGCAGAGCCACACCGCAUCAAGUUCCUAGUCCAGGCCGUCUACGAUGUACUCCCCAGCCCUUCCAACUUGCACUGCUGGGGUUUGGUCGACACUCCAGCAUGCCCUCUGUGCCAAAGAAAGGGGACCCUCGAGCAUAUAUUGAGUUGCUGCCCAAAAGCUCUGGGGGAUGGCCGUUACCGAUGGCGUCACGAUCAGGUGCUCAAGACCAUCGCAGAGAGCAUCUAUAGUGGCAUCACCAGCUGUCGGAGGUCUAAACCCACAAAGAAAGCCAUAAACUUCGUCAGAGCUGGGGAGAAACUGAGUACAAGACCAAGAGCAACAUCAGGGCUUCUCAACACUGCACAGGACUGGCAGCUGUCAGUGGACUUGGGGAGCCAACUCAAGUUCCCCCAGCAUGUUGUUAAGACCACCCUCAGACCUGACAUCGUUUUGGUGUCAGAGGCAACGAAGAAUGUUGUCAUGCUGGAGCUCACUGUGCCGUGGGAAGAGCGUAUGGAGGAGGCCUUUGAGCGGAAGAGGGAGAAAUAUGACGGCCUAGUCAGCGACUGCCACAGACAAGGCUGGAAGGCUAGGUGUUUGCCUGUGGAGGUAGGGUGCAGAGGCUUUGCCGGACAGUCUCUGUGCAGGGCCUACACUGCAUUGGGCAUCACAGGAGAGAGAAGGAGAAGGGCCAUCCGGAACAACACAGAGGCAGCAGAGAAAGCCUCUAGGUGGCUCUGGAUAAAGAGAGCGGAUCCGUGGAUAAAUGCUGCUGGGGCACAAGCUGAGGCGUCAUGAACCUCAGCU